CUGCACAAAGACACAAAAUGAAGGUUACUGCUGCAACCGCUAUGGGCUCAGUGAAAUCAGCCGGUCUCUCUCUUCUUCUGUUGUCUUUUCUUCUUUAUGUAGCUGAUUCCUACCCCAACAGUGAACUAGCAAACAUGGGCUGUGAGGAGUGCUCGCUUAGAAAGAAUGGUGUUUUCUCUGUUGAUCGUCCUCUCUAUCAGUGCAUGGGCUGCUGCUUUUCCAGAGCAUACCCAACGCCUCUCAAGGCCAUGAAGACAAUGACCAUACCCAAGAACAUCACCUCGGAAGCAACGUGCUGUGUGGCCAAGCACAGCUAUGAGACCGAGGUGUUCGGCGUACGAGUGAGAAACCACACCGAAUGUCACUGCAGCACCUGUUACUUUCAUAAGAUAUGACAGAUGGGAAGUGGAGACCUUUCUGUAGCACUCAGCUUGGCAGUAAAUGAAGCUCUUUUUAAUAUGCACAGGCUAAUCUUUGUUUUAAAUGUAUACUCUUGUGUUGGCAGAUGUCUGUGAUGUGUAUUUAUUAGCCUACAUUUUUGCAUGGAUAGACAAAUAUGAAAAAUUGUAGACUAAAAAGCAAUUAAA
This is a messenger RNA of Cheilinus undulatus (humphead wrasse), 587 nucleotides long. It is a transcript of the gene cga, whose product is annotated as glycoprotein hormones, alpha polypeptide. Gene Ontology annotation, biological process: positive regulation of steroid biosynthetic process; thyroid hormone generation. Lineage: Eukaryota; Metazoa; Chordata; Actinopteri; Labriformes; Labridae. The transcript has 4 exons. Gene Ontology annotation, molecular function: follicle-stimulating hormone activity. Gene Ontology annotation, cellular component: follicle-stimulating hormone complex; extracellular region. Bases 18 to 395 code for a protein of 125 amino acids. The record is from RefSeq and is a predicted model, not a curated record.